Babesia microti strain RI is the source of this 1122-nucleotide messenger RNA. RefSeq names its product S1/P1 Nuclease. Bases 1 to 1122 code for a protein of 373 amino acids. Lineage: Eukaryota; Apicomplexa; Aconoidasida; Piroplasmida; Babesiidae. Gene Ontology annotation, biological process: DNA catabolic process. Gene Ontology annotation, molecular function: endonuclease activity; nucleic acid binding. The record is from RefSeq and is a predicted model, not a curated record. The transcript is spliced from 3 exons.
AUGGAUUUUCAAACGAUUCUUUUGUUAGUAUUCCCUUUAAUCCCAUUAACUUGGGGCUAUUCAGAUGAGGGCCACAUGACAAUUAUGGCAAUCGCUUAUUCACAGCUUACUGAAUCACAGAAAGAUAAGUUCAACAAGGUCAUAUCAUCAUUCCAAUAUGAUUACCCAGAAAUGAACGAUCCAAUUGUUCAGGCGGCUUGGUUCGAUUUCAUCAAAUAUGAGUUUCCUCAUCCCAUGGAUAAGACACUACAUUAUGAGGACAUGCAAAUAUUUGGAUUAUUUCACUUCCAAAACAUACCUUAUUGUCCAGAAAAAGAUGGCAAUGGAAAUCCUAUACCAAAUAAAUACAUUUGCAAUGAGAAAGAGGGGCUUAAACGCCCGGGUUCAGUCGCUGCCAUGACUCACAUUUUAAGAUCACUAACUGUUAAUGAAGGCGACAAAAAAGAUGUCAAAGGCACAUGCUUUUCAUGGAGUCUACAAUUACGUAUUUUAACCCAUGUAAUGGGGGAUUUGCAUCAACCUCUACACAAUUCUGAUCUUACUACUAAAAACUUUCCAAAUGGCACUCAUGGUGGAAAUUCAAUACAUGCAAAAUAUAAUUUUCAAUGCUCACUCCAUUAUUUAUGGGACAAUGAUUUUUUGACGCGUAAGGGUCAAUAUCCUGCGUUUACACCAGCCGAAGCGAACGAUAAAGCAAAGAUUUUGAUGGAUAAAUAUUCAAAGGACUUUUUUGGCGAUAGACUUAAGAACGAAUUGACUGGUAUAGGCAAUUUUAAUAAAAUUGCAAUGGAAUCAAACGAAUUUUCCCCAAUAGCAUAUGGAGAAAUUCCCCCUACAUUUGGAAAAGAUGAUAUAUACACUCCAAGCGAAAACUAUGUAAAAAAGUGUCAUGAGAUAAUUGAAAAGCAGUUAGCUGUUGCUGGGUAUAGAUUGGGCAAUUUGUUGGCUUAUUUGCUGGACAACAUGCCAGAUCACAUCAUUACUAUGUGUGAACAUAAUAAAAAUUCGAAUUCAUCUAAAUCUACGUUAUUAUACGUACUUAUUCCUUUGUUAUUAUUCCCAAUUGUUUUGGGAUCUACUAUUUUUUUUUACAAGUCCAGAACCUCACGAAGACAUAUGUAA